AUGAAGAGUCCCCUUCUCGUUGAAUGUCUAAAAACGCGUUCAUUAAAUUGGAUAGAGGAAAACACCACAAAUGAUUGGCAAUACCGGGUUGCAUCGGAUAAAAAAUUAUUGUAUCCAUAUCCAACUUUUUCAGCCGCAUUACUGGCGUUUCUUCAAUCAUUAGUUAGGCAUCCAAUUGCCCAAAUGUUAUUUGUUCUCGAGGAAUUGUUCGUCACUAAAACUUUCAUAUCAAUUAGUCAACAAAAAAACAAAAAUCAAUUUUUAAUUUCAUUUCUACAAACAAUGUUCAUUGAUCCAAAUGUCUUAAAUAUUAAAGAUUUGCCUGAACCAAGACAUGAUCAAUAUAUGAUGCCAGAGCAUUAUUAUAAUUUAAAAUUCCCGUUUUCAUAUUAUUUUAUGAAAAAAAUUAAUGGGUUCAGGGUUAUAUGGGAAAACGAACUUGUAAAACUUGAAGAUCCAGAAAAUUGUGAUGAUAAUCAAGAACUUUUACAUGAUGUUUUCGAAAAUACUGUUAAAAGACUUAGUGAUAACAUCAUAGCAUCAUUUCCGGCCAUUAACGAGCAAGCUUUUAAUGAUUCUUUAGACUUGUACCUUGAAGAUUUUGUAACAGUUAUAAUUGCAAAUGAUGCUUACAUGAAAGAUCCUGUGUUACUUGAGAGAUUAUUAAGGCAACUUAUUGUAAAGGACAAAAAACUUGAUCCUGUUCUUCUUCAUAUUUUUUGGUGGGAAAAUUCUUUCCAGAAUAUUUU
This is a messenger RNA of Scutellospora calospora, 749 nucleotides long. NCBI's taxonomy places the organism in Eukaryota, Fungi, Glomeromycota, Glomeromycetes, Diversisporales, Gigasporaceae. The record is from the annotation of a GenBank genome assembly.